GGCUGCAAGAUGACCCGGUAAACAGUCCUAAAACAAACCCAGAAGUGGUUCCAGGGCGCUGCAACUGUUUUCUUAGAGCUGUUAUGGAUCUUCCGUGCCUUCGGUGGCAAGAUCAUGUCGCACAGAAAUGGACUGGACUUGAUCCAGAUCUAAAGGAAAAUUUUACAGCCACGCUUGCUAUAGACGAUGUCUUCAGAUGUGCUUUAAGUCUGACAACGCAACAGGAUCUGGAUUUCUUGCAGUCAGUCUCUGCAGGAUGCUCGGUGAGGAAAGACACAGAGCAAGCAACCAGAUGCAGGGAGAUGGGCAACUUAAGUUUCAAGGCCAGAGACUACAGGGCUGCAGCUCUGCACUAUUCACAGGGCAUAUGUUUUGCUCCUCAAAGGUCAGAGCAGCUGUCUCUGUGCUUUGCCAACCGCUCUGCAGCUGUCUACCAUCUGCAGCACUACAAGGAGUGCCUUGAUGAUAUCAACACGGCUUUGAAGAACGACUAUCCUUCUCACCUCUCCCACAAACUGCAGGAACGUCGCACACUUUGCCUGAACCACCUUAACCAAGCGGGUCAAGAUGGUAGAGGAGAAGUCAGAUCAGCGUCAUCGGGGGCUCUAACACCUGGAAUUUGUCCUCAAGCCUUUGUUAGCUACAGCAAAGAAAAAGGUCGACACCUGGUGGCUACGGAGAGAAUAGCAGCUGGGGAGGUGCUCCUUGUGGACCGGCCAUACAGCUGUGUCCUCAUACCAGGAAUGGAGGAGGUCAAAGGCAAAGAAGGAAGAGGGCCAAGAGAAGUGUUAUUUGGAGCUGAGAAAAGGCGCUGCCACCGAUGUUUGAGCGAAACUCUGUGUCCGGUGCCAUGUGAGGGCUGCAGUUACAGCCGAUACUGUUCCACCGGCUGUCGGCAAGAAGCCUGGGACGAGCACCACCGCUGGGAGUGUCCACUGGGAGCAGAUCUGAUGGUGACGGGUGUGCUGUCGCAGCUCGCUCUGCGGGUAACGCUGAAGGCAGGUUUAAAAAACAUCCAAAUGGCAAGGCAGCCUGUCAGCGACGAGGACGAGAAGGGCCAUUCAGAUCCACCCAGCGCUUGUACUUCUCACCAUGGUGACUCUUACCUGAGCGUCUUUCACUUGCUGCACCACAUUGACCAGCACUCCGUUAGUUUGCGUUUCCUGUGUGCCGUCACUAUAGCAACGCUAAGCUUGAAGCUCAUGAAGGCAGGACCCCCUCCCUUCCCUCACAAUUUUAGUAAGCCCCUUCCAGCCACCGGCCAAUCACCAGAUGGACCGAUCACUGAGAGAGAGGAAGCAGAGGGUUCAGAGCUGAGGCUGCUGGGAAGUGCAGUUCUGAGACACAUGCUGCAACUGAUAUGUAACGCCCAGGCAGUCAUGGCUCUGCAGGAUACAGGACCAGAGAACUCAUCAGUGCAGUCCAGACAGGAAGUUCGCAUCGCCACGGCAAUAUUCCCAACUCUUAGUCUUCUAAAUCACUCCUGCUGUCCCAAUACCAGCCUGACUUUCAGCACUGGAGCAGCCGUCAGCCCCUGUGGAUCAGAACCUGAAGACGUCAGUGAAAGUGGAUAUGAAAGCUGUGGAGUUACUGUGACGGUCAGAGCAGCCAAAGUUAUCUGUCCAGGACAGGAGAUCGCCCAUUGCUAUGGUCCUCACAAGAGCAGGAUGAAGAGACAAGAGCGCCAGCGUCUCCUGCGUCAGCAGUACUACUUCCUGUGUCGCUGUGAAGCCUGCAGCCUUCAGGAGGAGAUGCCGGGGGACAGGGGGCGGGAGCCACAUGAGUCUGGAUUCAUGUGUUAUAAGUGCAAAACAGUUCUCAAAAAAGGCCCUGAAAACACAGGAAGUGGAUUUACAUGUUCGUUGUCGACCUGUGGUAAUCAUAUGUCCUCCGCUGAAGUGAACCAGAAGCUGGAGGAGAUUAGGUCAUCCCUGGGGAAGGCUGUACAACUCAUAGAGACAGAGAUGCCAGGUGAGGCCCUCCAGUUCCUGAAAAGGACAGAGAGCACGUCGGGGCUAAUCCUUGCAGAGACACACCCAUUACGGGGGGAGCUGGCUGAUGCCACAGCCAGAGCUUAUGCUACCAUGGGUGACUGGAAAAAUGCAGCCUCUUGUCUGGAGCAAAGUGUUGCUGCAACUGCCUCCCAGUAUGGCGAAGACAGCAUUGAGCUGGGGCAACAGCUCUUCAAAUUAGCUCAGUUGCACUUCAAUGGCGGUGCCAGAGGUCCAGCCCUUUCUGUCAUUCCCAAGGUCAGCAGACUCCUCUGCCUUCACUGCGGUCCUGACUGUCCUGAAUUACAGGAGCUGAAGGCCAUGGAGGAAUGUCUACAAGGGUAGCGUCGUUGAAAGUGACCAUAUUUGAAAUGUAUAUACUUUGUAUCAGGCAAUACUAAAUAAAAUAUAUUAAAUGAAAAAGACUAUGAGC
Messenger RNA from Menidia menidia (Atlantic silverside), 2424 nucleotides. NCBI's taxonomy places the organism in Eukaryota, Metazoa, Chordata, Actinopteri, Atheriniformes, Atherinopsidae. The record is from the annotation of a GenBank genome assembly.